AUGAGUGAGAACACAGCUACCACCCUCAGCACUGGAGAUGCUCCAACUGGUCCCACCACACCGCGCAAGGGGCCUCCCAAGUUCAAGCAGAGACAGACAAGGCAGUUCAAGAGCAAGCCCCCUAAAAAAGGAGUAAAAGGGUUUGGAGAUGACAUCCCAGGCAUGGAAGGACUGGGCACAGAUAUCACAGUGAUUUGCCCAUGGGAAGCUUUCAGCCAUCUGGAACUGCAUGAGCUGGCCCAGUUUGGGAUCAUCUAA
Molecule: messenger RNA, 258 nt
Organism: Gymnogyps californianus (California condor)
Lineage: Eukaryota; Metazoa; Chordata; Aves; Accipitriformes; Cathartidae
Gene: PDE6H
Product: phosphodiesterase 6H
Exons: 3
Coding region: 1-258 (85 amino acids)
Biological process (GO): positive regulation of epidermal growth factor receptor signaling pathway; positive regulation of G protein-coupled receptor signaling pathway; visual perception
Cellular component (GO): photoreceptor outer segment membrane
Molecular function (GO): cGMP binding; 3',5'-cyclic-nucleotide phosphodiesterase activity
Source: RefSeq, a predicted model, not a curated record